This is a messenger RNA of Colletotrichum phormii, 1197 nucleotides long. RefSeq names its product Pex12 amino terminal region-domain-containing protein. Lineage: Eukaryota; Fungi; Ascomycota; Sordariomycetes; Glomerellales; Glomerellaceae. The coding region runs from base 1 to 1197 and encodes 398 amino acids. Gene Ontology annotation, molecular function: zinc ion binding. The transcript has a single exon. Gene Ontology annotation, biological process: protein import into peroxisome matrix. The record is from RefSeq and is a predicted model, not a curated record. Gene Ontology annotation, cellular component: peroxisomal membrane.
AUGAACUCCCCAUCACCAUCACAACCCUCCUCCUCCUCGCCAUCAACCCUCCCCUCCUCGCCCUACCCCUACGCCUCCGCCCCAGACAUCAUCCGCGCCCACCAGAAAGACGCCUACUACAAAGGCCACCUCUCAAACACCCUCACCUCCCUCCACCGCCUCCUCCUCGGCGCCCGCUCCGCACACUCGGCCACCGCCCUCCACAGGCUCUUUGCAGACACCUUAUACCUCGGCCUCACCACCCUCCCCGGGAACCGCACCCUCGGCGAAGAGUACUGCGACCUCGUCCAACUCCACGUCGGCACCGACGACGACCCCUCCGGCGCCCUCCCGACCCUAGCCCGCCGCGCAUCCUACAUCGCGACAUCCGUCCUCCUCCCCUACAUCGCAGGCCGCGCCCUCCCCACCCUCCGCCCCCGCCUCCGAACCCUCCUCGAACCGUCCUCCUCUUCGAAAUCCCCCUCAAAACCAGCAUCCACAAAAGAAGCGAUAAAAGCCUACCUCUCCACAAACCUCCCCUCCCUAACCUCCGCAGCGCCCCUCCACGCAGCAACCCUCGCAAUCUUCUACUUCACGGGCACCUACUACGAGCUCGCCAAACGCGUCCUCGGCCUCCGCUACGUCUUCACCCGCCGCGUCCCCGACUCCCCCGACCGCGCAGGCUACGAGGUCCUAGGCGUCCUCCUCGUCGCCCAGCUCGCCGUGCAAUCCUACCUCCACAUCCGCUCCACAAUCUCCGAUCUUUCCUCCCAAGCAGCGGCAGCAGCAGCACGCACGCAGGCCGCCUCUACUACAUCUCUGCUAGACGUCUCCCUCGACGCAAACGCCUACGCAGCAAACACGGGCCUCCUCCUCACCGAGACAGGAACGCCAGGCGGCAACGGCACAAGCAAAGUCGACAUCGCCGCCGUCACGCACACGCCCGUCGUUCCCGCAGAUGCCUCUUCCGGCGGAGGAGCAGGCGAGCCCGGCGCGCGCUUCGAUCUCAGCGACGAAAAGACAAUGGCGUACAUCUCGGGCGCCGCGCAGAGGAAAUGCACACUCUGCCUGGAAGAACUCAAGGACCCGUCCGCGACGCAGUGCGGACAUGUGUUUUGCUGGACGUGUAUCGGGGACUGGGUGCGCGAGAAGCCAGAGUGUCCGCUGUGUAGACGGGAGGCUAUGGUGCAGCAUAUCCUACCCUUGCGGAUUGCUUGA